Molecule: messenger RNA, 914 nt
Organism: Gavialis gangeticus (Gharial)
Lineage: Eukaryota; Metazoa; Chordata; Crocodylia; Gavialidae
Gene: BMP4
Product: bone morphogenetic protein 4
Exons: 1
Biological process (GO): BMP signaling pathway; negative regulation of transcription by RNA polymerase II; SMAD protein signal transduction
Cellular component (GO): extracellular region
Molecular function (GO): cytokine activity; growth factor activity; BMP receptor binding
Source: RefSeq, a predicted model, not a curated record
UCUGGAUGCCCAGAGGUUUACGUGCUUUGCUCUCUUGCCCACCUUGCUUUUCCCCUGCCCCCCCCAGAGCAUUUGGAGAACCUGUCUGGGCCCAGCGCCGCCCCCCGCCUUCGCUUCGUCUUCAACCUCAGCAGCGUGCCUGACAACGAAGUGGUGUCUUCGGCGGAGCUGAGGCUGUACCGGGAGCAGGUCCGGGAGCAGAGCCCCGCCUGGGAGAGGGGCUUCCACCGCAUCAACGUUUAUGAAGUCAUGAAGCCCCUCUCCGAGGAGCGGGGGCAAAUGAUCACGAGACUACUGGACACGCGGCUGGUGCAUCACAACGAGACGCGGUGGGAGAGCUUCGACGUGAGCCCCGCCGUCAUCCGGUGGACCAAGGACAAGCAGCCCAACCACGGCCUGGCGGUGGAGGUGGUCCACCUCGGCCAGACGCCCGCGCAUCAGGGCAAACACGUCAGGAUUAGCCGAUCUUUACCUCAAGGGGACGGGGACUGGGCUCAGCUGCGGCCCCUGCUGGUGACUUUCAGCCACGAUGGCAAGGGCCAUGCACUGGUGCGGAGAGCCAAGCGCAGCCCCAAGCACCAGCGGCCCCGCAAGAACAAAAAGAACUGCCGGCGCCACGCGCUCUAUGUGGAUUUCAGUGACGUGGGCUGGAACGACUGGAUCGUGGCCCCGCCUGGGUACCAGGCCUUUUACUGCCACGGGGACUGCCCCUUCCCUCUGGCCGACCACCUGAACUCCACCAACCACGCCAUCGUGCAGACCCUGGUCAACUCCGUCAACGCCAGCAUCCCCAAGGCGUGCUGCGUGCCCACCGAGCUCAGCGCCAUCUCCAUGCUCUACCUAGAUGAGUAUGACAAAGUGGUCCUGAAAAACUACCAGGAGAUGGUGGUGGAGGGGUGCGGGUGCCGCUGACC